AUGCCCACCACACUCAAAGAAUUCGAGAGCGUAUGGCCGCGCAUUGUGGCCGAUCUGCAGGAGCACUGCAAAUCAUACAAGCUGCCCCAGCAGUCUCUUGAUUGGUUCACCAAGUCGCUGGACUACAACACUGUUGGCGGAAAAUGCAACCGUGGCAUGUCUGUUAUCGACACCACCUCAAUUCUGCAGAACAAGUCUCUUGACCCAUCCUCAGAAGAGUACUUCCGUGCUGCCCUGCUCGGAUGGAUGAUCGAACUCCUCCAGGCUUUCUUCCUGGUUUCGGACGAUAUCAUGGACUCUUCAAAAACCCGUCGUGGCAAUCCCUGCUGGUACCUUGCACCCAAGGUCGGCAUGAUUGCCAUCAACGACGCCUUCAUGCUGGAGUCGGCCAUUUACGUGCUUCUUAAGAAGCACUUCCGUCAGGAGAAGAGCUACGUCGAUAUGAUGGAGUUGUUCCACGAGGUCACAUUCCAGACUGAAUGCGGUCAAUUGUGUGAUCUGUUGACUGCACCCGAAGACGAUGUCAACCUUGACAACUUCAGUCUCGACAAGUUCACCUUCAUUGUCAUCUACAAGACUGCCUAUUACUCUUUCUACCUCCCAGUCGCACUGGCACUCUACUAUGCCGGCGCAGCUACACCAAAGAACCUCCAGACCGCAGAAGACAUUCUCAUCCCCAUGGGCGAAUACUUCCAAGCACAAGACGACUACCUCGAUGCAUUUGCUGACCCCACUGUUCUCGGCAAGAUUGGCACCGACAUCAUGGACAACAAGUGCUCAUGGCUGAUCAACCAGGCCCUGAAGAAGGUCACUCCCGAGCAACGAAAGGUGCUAGAGGAGAACUACGGUCAGAAGGACUCGCAGAAGGAGGCCAAGGUCAAGGAGCUGUACCAUGAGCUUAAGCUGAAGGAGUUCUACGAGCAGUGGGAAGAGGAGCGCGUUACCGAGCUGAGGGCGAAGAUCGACAAGGUUGAUGAGAGCGAAGGCUUGAAGAAGGUCGUCUUCGAGGUUUUCCUCCAGAAGAUCUACAAGAGGAGCAAGUGA
Alternaria ethzedia is the source of this 1044-nucleotide messenger RNA. RefSeq lists its product as uncharacterized. Gene Ontology annotation, cellular component: cytoplasm. Lineage: Eukaryota; Fungi; Ascomycota; Dothideomycetes; Pleosporales; Pleosporaceae. Bases 1 to 1044 code for a protein of 347 amino acids. The transcript is spliced from 2 exons. Gene Ontology annotation, biological process: trans, trans-farnesyl diphosphate biosynthetic process. Gene Ontology annotation, molecular function: (2E,6E)-farnesyl diphosphate synthase activity; dimethylallyltranstransferase activity. The record is from RefSeq and is a predicted model, not a curated record.